Messenger RNA from Penicillium arizonense, 2172 nucleotides. RefSeq lists its product as uncharacterized. The record is from RefSeq and is a predicted model, not a curated record. The transcript is spliced from 6 exons. Gene Ontology annotation, biological process: vesicle-mediated transport. The coding region runs from base 1 to 2172 and encodes 723 amino acids. Gene Ontology annotation, cellular component: intracellular membrane-bounded organelle; Mon1-Ccz1 complex. Lineage: Eukaryota; Fungi; Ascomycota; Eurotiomycetes; Eurotiales; Aspergillaceae.
AUGCCUGAAAACGAUCAUGACUCGGUGAUCCCGGCCCAGCUCGCCUACCUUGCCAUCUACAACCCGAACCUCGGACCAACCGACGAGACGAUAGCAGAUCAGAUCGUGUUCUACACCUCGAAGUCAAGCCAUGCACGACGGCUCGAUAACUCUACAACAGAGGAGGAUGAUAAGAAAGGGGUUGAGGACGAAAAGAAUGAGAAAUUGCGCCAGAUAGGUCUGGCGCAGGGCAUGGUGAACUUUGCUAGUAACUUUUCAGAUGGAAAGGCACUGGAAUAUAUUGAGACAGACAAAUCCCGUGUUAUUCUGCUGGAGCUGGAGAAGGACUGGUGGAUUAUUGCCUCUAUCGAUUUUACUCGACUUCCCGCUGAUCCAGCUCAUAAAUCUUCUUCGGGGGCAUCUGAUUCCCCGGCUUUCCAAUAUUCAUCACGAGAAAUCGGACCGCCUCAUCUACUUGUCCAGCAAUUGCGCCGCGCCCAUUCGAUAUUCCUUCUACACCAUGACUUCACGUUGGACAACUUGUACAAACAAGCUGGUAGAGCUUCGUUUUGCCUCUUUCUUGAACGGUUUUGGGACAAGUUUGCAUGGAACUGGGAACUUCUGUUGACCGGAAACCCAAUCGUCGAGAUGUAUAACGGGAUCAAACUCUCUGCUGGAGGAGAGUUGGGUAUUGGAGUUGGGGAAGAAGAAUGGGGAAGCGGAGAAAGAGAAGUACUCGAAGACUUUGUUACCAGAACAGAGGGCUUGGUGGACUUGGUUGUCUCCAGAUUUGGCGACUCGCCUGUACAAUUCAAUGGGUCUCCGGCUUCGACCAGGUCAAAUGACCAAGGACUAUGGCUUGGCGCAGACAAUGACCCUCGACCAUCCGAUGGCGUUAUAUUCGCUGGUGUCGGUGGUCUUUCCAGACUCUCGCUGGCACAGGUGUCACAGUGGAUGGAGUGGAUCUAUCGAUUUGGGGAUACUACGUAUGGAGUUGGGCGGGACCCAACUUCGCUGCGUCGCCGCAAGCCAAAAAAGCAGCGCGGGAGGCCACCUCCAGAGAACCAGCCCUCUACACCGGAUCGCAGCUUUACGCCGGGUAUACCUCGUCCGCUUAUAAUGGCAGCACCGCAGCCACUUCAAGAGGUACCCGAAGGGAACGAGGCGGAAGUGGAAAUUGGCAAGAAUGAGAAUCCAGGGUUUCCCACGGAAACGGUCAUGAAAUACCUCACACUUGGAUAUGGUUCUGCCUGGAGUUUCUCCCCAAAAUCAGCAACAUCUACGCCUCCUCGCAGCUCUACUCCUGCGCAGGAUGGAGCCACUUCGAGCACCUCAACCCCGAAGGACCAUUCCAGUGCCAACCCAUCUCAGGCUGAUGUGAAACCUCGAAGCAAUCCUUCUGGCCGUUUUGUCCUGGGACCUCGAGAUGAUCUAGAGACAUUGGAUGACCUGGAAGAAGGAAGUCCUGUUUCAGAAACCGAAAAUGGCAAGCCCAAAACUCGAAUAGUACAGAGAACUCUGCACGUACAUCUGGCAAAUGGAUCAGAUACGACCCAAAAGAAGCUUCAAGCCGUGAUCUACGUGAACCAACCAUUCCUGUUCACAUUCCUCUUCGACCCUGAAACCCAAUCUCUCUCAUCCCCAUCUCUCUACUCAAGCAUGCACCACCAACUAGGUCCCCUCCAAAAGCCACUCCUGUCAUCAACAUCCCCAAAAAUGGCAGCCUCCCGCAUCUCCAUGUCAGAGACCUCUCCAGAUCCAAGCAAACACUUCUCGACAAGAUCCCAACCAGUCUACGAUCUGGUCUACGAUCCAUCAAACCUGACAAUCCGCUCACCACAAGAGCUGGAACGAACAAGCAAAACCAAUCGCGGAUGGUGGGUUGUCUGGGUACGCAUCCCACAAACACCCAACCAACAAACCUCACUAUCAACCACAUCUUCAUCCGUUGCCCUCUCAUCUCUGACGAACGAAGAUGAUCCCUUCACUGCUACCCCCUCUCCACCUCCCCAGGAAGCAUUCCUCGUCCGCAAAGCGAGCGACUACGUCUCACCCGCUACACACGGUCGUGUCAGUAGUGGCGCUCGCUUUUUCCGGGAUUUAGGUGGUGCUUCUGGCUCUUCGGGGUUGACGGGGACUUCUCGUACGGCGGAUAUGGCGCCGUCGAAGUUGGUUGAAGGGUUGGUUUGGUAA